Mesorhabditis spiculigera is the source of this 1425-nucleotide messenger RNA. NCBI's taxonomy places the organism in Eukaryota, Metazoa, Nematoda, Chromadorea, Rhabditida, Rhabditidae. The record is from the annotation of a GenBank genome assembly.
GACAACGAUUCAAAAACGAGAAAAUACGGAUUGAAGAUCGACUGUUUCACCUGCCGCCUGACGGUCAUUUUUCAGUACCUGGUGGAAAAGGACAAACCGCUCAAGCGAUUCGACUACAUGACGGGCACCACGGUCGAUUUGGACGAUCGUAUCAAGAACACGAUCACCGACUUCCUGGAUCGAGUCCCCGCGAACAAAACGGCUACCGGAGCUGACCGGAAGGUGUACAAGACGUACAAAAUGUGUCUGGACACAGAGACAACUGGAUUUGGCCAGCUUCGCGAAAUCCUGAAGGCUGUCGGCGGCCCCCCCAUUUUCUGGGAAACCUCGCCCGAGCCUGAACGACACGAUUCGCUUGACGGACGCAUCGCCUGGAAGCUGCCGGUGCAGCUGAUCACGCAGAAACUGCUCGUCGAGGAGCUCGCGAAAGUGCUAGCCGAAGAUCUUGGCGAAGCCGACACCCCUGAACGCGCCGCUCUCCGAGCAGAAAACCAACUCCGUACAGACCAGAGCCCAUGGCUAUUUUGGUAUUACGAAAUCGAUGCCUUGUCGAAUCUGAUGCUGCCCACCUGGAUCAAGGCUCAAUACCCUGCCCACGAGCUGCCCGCGAAGCUCCGCAUCUCCCACAACAAAUAUUUUGAGCAGCUCGACAAGCUGGUCGGCGAGUACCCGGAGGAGGCGGUCGAAGCGGUGAUUGCCCAGCUGGUGCUCAACCGGAUUCACGAGAUUGGCGAGAAGUACGAGGAGAUCUACAAGGAUUCACUCGCCUCGUCAAAUGCUGUCGUGAACGCCUUGAACACCUACGAUAAAAUUCGGAUCCUGUGGGGACUCCUGGCCCCGCCCCUCUACUCGUCCACCGACGCCCUGGAGAUGAUCUACGGCGGCGUCGGGUUCACCAUCGGCCACGAGCUCGGGCACACCAUCGACCCGAAUAGUAUCGACCGUUCGCCUCCGGUGCUCAUCGGCGCCGAGGACGCCGAGCAGUUCGAGGAACAAGUCGAAUGCAUCCAACACCAAUAUGGCAAUCAGACGCUCCCGCUGAACACCCUAGACGACGUCUUCAGACAACCCGGAGACCUGACCCAUGGGGAGACGGUGGCUGACAAUGUCGGGUUGAGGUCGAGCUUUAGGGCCUACCGCAAGGAGCGCCAGCGCGUUUACGGCAAAAAGGAGAAGAGGCUCCCCGGACUCGAAAGCUACACCCCUGACCAGCUCUACUUUAUCGCUGCAGCCAUGUUCUGGUGUGGCGAGGCCAGCGAUGAUCGUCUAGUCGGCGCCCUCGAAAAUGUGCACCCGCCCGGCGUUUUUCGUGUCAAUGAGAUGAUGAAAAACUCGAACGAAUUUGCUCGCGCCUACAAGUGCCCGCUGAACUCGCCGAUGAACCCGGCGAAGAAGUGCCGCGUGUGGCGCCACAAGAAGAGACAC